This is a messenger RNA of Diceros bicornis minor, 2620 nucleotides long. Its product is annotated as cationic amino acid transporter 4-like. The coding region runs from base 4 to 1827 and encodes 607 amino acids. Gene Ontology annotation, cellular component: plasma membrane. NCBI's taxonomy places the organism in Eukaryota, Metazoa, Chordata, Mammalia, Perissodactyla, Rhinocerotidae. Gene Ontology annotation, biological process: transmembrane transport; amino acid transport. The record is from RefSeq and is a predicted model, not a curated record. The transcript is spliced from 4 exons. Gene Ontology annotation, molecular function: amino acid transmembrane transporter activity.
ACCAUGGCCCGGGGGCUGCCCAGCACUGAGAGCCUGGUGCACUUCUGCCAGAAGCUGAACCGACUGAAGACAGUGGAGGAGACCACCAGGGAGACGUCGCUGCGGCGCCACCUGACCACGCUGGACCUGACCUUGCUGGGUGUGGGUAACAUGGUGGGCUUCGGCCUAUACGUCCUCACGGGCACCGUGGCCAAGGACAUGGCUGGCCCUGCGGUGCUCGUGUCCUUCAGCGUGGCUGCCGUGGCCUCCCUGCUGGCAGCCCUAUGCUAUGCAGAGCUUGGGGCAAGUGUGCACAGCAAAAGCUCUGCCUACCUGUUCACCUACAUGUCCAUGGGCGAGCUGUGGGCCUUCCUCAUUGGCUGGAACACGCUCCUCCGGUGCCUCAUCGGUGGUGCUACUGUGGCUCGCGCCUGGAGCGGCUACCUGGACACCAUCUUCAGCUACCACAUCCGUAGCUUCACUGUGGCGCAUGUGGGCAUCUGGCGGGUGCCCUUCCUGGCCCAAUACCCAGACUUCUUGGCUGCUGCCAUCACACUUUUGACCUCAACAAUCGUCUCGUGUGGAGUCCGCGUCACCUACUGGCUCAACCGCACCUUCUCCGCCAUCAGCCUGGUUGUCAUCCUCUUCAUCAUCAUCCUGGGGUUUGUCCUGGCCCGCCCGCACAACUGGGGUGCUGAGGAGGGCGGCUUUGCACCCUUGGGCUUCUCUGGAAUCAUGGCUGGUGCUGCCACCUGCUCCUACGGCUUUGUGGGCUUUAGUGACAUUAUUACCUCCAGCGAGGAGGCCCAGAACCCAAAGCGAGCUGUGCCUAUGGCCAUUGUCAUCUCGGUUGGCCUGGUGGCCGGUGCCUACAUCCUCAUCUCCACUGUGCUCACCCUCAUGGUCCCCUGGCACAGCCCGCACCGUGAUUGGGCACUUGCUGAUGCCUUCUACCAGCGGGGCUAUAGCUGGGCAGGCUUCAUCGUGGCGGCUGGCUUCAUCUGUGCCACGACCACUGUCCUGAUCGGCGCCCUACUUUACGCGUCACGCACCGUCUGUGCCAUGGCCGCCGACGGGCUCUUCUUCCAGGUGUUUGCCCACGUGCACCCCAGGACACAGGUGCCUGUGGUGGGCAUCCUGGUGUUCGGGGUCCUCAUGGCUUUCCUGGCUCUGCUGCUGGACUUCAAGGCACUGGUCCAGGUCCUGUCCUUCGGUGCACUGCUGGCCUACACCUUCAUGGCCACCAGCAUUAUCGUGCUACGCUUCCAAAAGGCCCCUCCAUCCAGUUCCCUGGGCACAGAGCAGGCCUCAGCCCCUGAGCCUGGGCAGCUGCGACCAGCCCUGAGGCCCUACCUCGGCUUCCUGGGUGGGUGCCGGCCUGGAGCUGCCGUGACUUGGGCACUCCGUGUCCUGGUGGCCUCAGCCAUCACUCUGGACUGCGUGCUGGUCUUCGGGGACUCGGCCCUGCACCUCCCGCUCUGGGGCCACACCCUGCUGCUCCUGCUCAGCUCCGUCAUGUUUCUGCUCAGUCUCCUCGUCCUGGGGGCCCACCAGCAACAGCGCCGGCAGGACACCUUCCAGGUUCCCCUGGUGCCCCUGACUCCAGCCCUGAGCAUCCUCCUCAACAUCUUCCUCAUGCUGCACCUGAGCCACCUGACCUGGCUGGGCUUUUCCAUCUGGUUGCUGGUCGGACUCCUGGUGUAUUUUGGCUACGGCAUCCGGCACAGCAAGGAGAACCAGCGGGAGCGGCCGGGGUUGACUGCCCCACGCGGCAGCCUGGAGGAGACGGUGCAGGCCCUGCAGACCCCCAGCCAGGCACUGGCCCAGAAACCCGGACACGCAGAGUAGACCACCAGAGCAUGAGGACUGCUGGGGGCCAUACCACCCUCCCCUACUUCCUCAGGGGGCUGGAGGGGCUGGCAGCACAUACUAUCCAGAGCAGGUCAGGUUUGCACCCCUGCCCAUGCCAGAAGGACUUUAGGACCUUAAGCCAGGGGCCACGUUUUGAGUCCUUGGGAGUGGGCCGUGGCCAGUGCUGGUGUGGUGGACUCUGCCCAGCGCCUUCCAGUUUAUGACCAGCUCUAGCUACCUGGGCAGGUGGAGAAGGGCGGGCAGGGAAGAGGCCCGCAGCCCCAGGGAGCCACAAUAAUAACUGCUGGGCCAGCUACAUGGCCUGUUGCUGUGUCCACCUGGCAUUCUUUGUAGCACUGAGUCUUCACCUGCCCCCGGGAACCAGGUGAUUUUCCCCAAUCCAAGGCAAAGGCGCCAAGGUUCUGUAAGGGAGGUUCAGCCAGGGAAGAGAGAGCCCUGAGUCAGGGACACGGCCAGGCCUGGGUCCCAGGGUCAUGCCCUCAAGCCAGUGCCCUCUGCCCAGCUCAGAAGGGAGGUACACACAGCAGUACAGAGAGGUUCCUGACAGGGUAGGGUCAGGCUUCCUCCCAUGGGGGCUGAUCCUGAGGGCAGAGCUUGGACCCCAACGAGGCUGCCUGGAAAGGGCAGUGGAGCUCCAAGGUUCCUUCGCUUUCCCAAGGUUCCCGGAAAGCAGGGCAUGUGCCUGAGGCCUGCCCCGGGAUGCAGAGGCCCACUUGCCCGGGUACAUGCAUCUCUCAGGCACAGGCCCUCCUGCCCACACGGCUCCCCU